AAUUAAUGUAAUUGCAAAAAUCCACUCAGGUUUAGUUUAAAACACGUAUCCGCGGAUUCUUCACAGUCUUAAGAUGUUGUCCCAGAAAACAUCAGGAAUGUUGGUUGUGAUAUCAUUUGUGAUAGUUUUCACUGUUACAUGUGUCACUUCUCAAAGAAGUAAAGUAGCCUGUGACGAAGAUGAAUUCCAGUGUCGGAGAGGCGAAUGUAUUCCAGACGUUUGGAGAUGUGAUGGCGAACCAGACUGUAAAAAUAGACGGGAUGAAAAGAACUGUCCGACAGAGAGAUGUGAUGAACAUCACCAUUUAUGCAAUGACAAUUCACACAAUCGCUGUAUCCCUAUAGCCUAUAGAUGUGACAAUGACUUAGACUGUGAAGAUGGUAGUGAUGAAGACCCUGCAAUCUGUAGAGCCCCACGAGGAUGAAACUAGAUACAAAAUGUAGCAGUGAAAGAGGCUGAAACUAGUAUCAUUUCGUUGCUUAAUAGAGAGCAACCCGGUGGUUAGAGGAAAAUUUCUUCAAUUUGAUUUACAUUUUUUUUAUUUCUUUUUUAUUGUUAUGCAUUGUUUAUUUUCAAUAUUAAAUAUUUACAUUUUCA
Molecule: messenger RNA, 597 nt
Organism: Mytilus californianus (California mussel)
Lineage: Eukaryota; Metazoa; Mollusca; Bivalvia; Mytilida; Mytilidae
Product: very low-density lipoprotein receptor-like
Exons: 4
Coding region: 74-424 (116 amino acids)
Cellular component (GO): plasma membrane
Molecular function (GO): protein binding
Source: RefSeq, a predicted model, not a curated record